AUGGAGAAAGACUCGACAAAAGAUGCGAAUUCAAACAACACUGUACCGGAAAUGGAGACGCAACAGAGGCUCUACGAGGCGUAUAAUGAGCUGCACGGGUUGGCGCAGGAGUUCGAGACACCGUUCGAUUCUCCGGCGGUGCUGAUGGUGGGCCACCAGACCGACGGCAAGAGCGCACUUGUGGAGGCCCUUAUGGGCUUCCAGUUCAACCAUGUUGGCGGUGGAACCAAGACUCGCUGUCCUAUUACUCUCCACAUGAAGUACAACCCGGAUUGUCAUUCUCCCCUCUGCCAUUUGUUGGCCGAAUCUGACCCGUCUGUUUUCCAGGAAAAAUCUCUCCAAGAAAUUCAGGCAUAUAUUGAAGCCGAGAACAUGAGGCUGGAACAGGAACCUUAUCAGUUCUCAUCAAAAGAAAUAAUAAUCAGAAUUGAAUACAAAUACUGUCCGAAUCUUACCAUUAUUGACACUCCAGGACUUAUUGCGCCUGCACCUGCUCGAAAAAGUCGUUCUUUACAGGCUCAAGCUCGUGCUGUGGAAUCUUUGGUGCGAGCCAAAAUACAGCACAAAGAAUUCAUUAUAUUAUGCCUUGAAGAUUGCAACGAUUGGAGUAAUGCCACAACACGGAGGAUUGUGAUGCAAAUUGAUCCUGAACUUUCAAGGACUGUAGUUGUCUCAACAAAGCUUGACACAAAAAUACCUCAGUUCGCACGAGCUUCAGAUGUGGAUGUUUUUCUUUCACCGCCUGCAUGCACUCUUGAUGGCUUCAUGUUAGGCGAUUCACCCUUUUUCACAUCUGUUCCUUCUGGAAGAGUUGGGUCUGGUCAUGAAUCAGUUUACAGAUCGAAUGAUGAGUUUAAACAGGCUAUUUGUUUGAGAGAGAUGGAAGAUAUCACAGCUUUAGAGGAGAAGUUGGGAAGAUCACUUUCAAAACAGGAAAGAAGCAGAAUAGGAGUUAGCAGCCUUAGGCUAUUUUUGGAAGAGUUGCUGCAGAAGAGGUAUAUGGACAGUGUGCCAAUGAUCAUUCCACUUCUUGAAAAAGAGUAUCGAAGCACUAUGAGGAAGCUAAUUGAAAUAAAUCAGGAACUCAGCAAUUUGGAUGUAAUAAAGUUGAAGGAGAAAGGAAGAGCUUUCCAUGACCUGUUCCUGACCAAGUUAUCGCAUUUGUUGAAAGGGACAGUUAUUGCGCCUCCAGAUAAAUUUGGGGAAACACUACAAGAUGAGAGGGUUAAUGGAGGAGCAUUUAUUGGCUCUGAUGGUCUUCAGUUCCCACACAAGUUGAUACCUAAUGCAGGGAUGCGCCUUUAUGGAGGUGCUCAAUAUCAUCGUGCAAUGGCUGAAUUUCGUUUUGUUGUUGGAGGAUUCAAAUGCCCUCCAAUUACACGUGAAGAAAUUGUGAAUGCAUGUGGAGUUGAAGACAUCCAUGAUGGGACAAACUAUUCAAGGACAGCGUGCGUAAUUGCUGUCACAAAAGCUCGUGAUACGUUUGAACCUUUUCUUCAUCAGUUGGGUAACAGGCUCUUGCACAUUCUGAAGAGAUUGCUCCCCAUCUCUGUUUAUCUUCUCCAGAAAGAUGGUGAAUAUCUGAGUGGCCAUGAAGUGUUCCUAAAGCGCGUUGCCUCUGCCUUCAACAACUUUGCAGAAUCCACUGAACGAUCAUGUCAUGAAAAGUGUAUGGAGGAUUUGAUAAGCACCACUCGGUAUGUCACUUGGUCCCUCCACAAUAAGAAUCGAGCUGGAUUGCGUCACUUCUUAGACUCUUUUGGUGGAUCAGAACAGUCUACUGUGGGUGGUAAUUCUGCGUAUGCCAAUCUUUCUCAAGAUUUGCCGUCUGGAUCUCUAGGAAAUGAUAAGCAAGAUACCAAGUCAAAGGUAGAUGUAAAACUCAAUCAUUUGACUUUAGGGAAUGAUUCAAAUGAUAGUAUUCAGACAACAGAGACAAGGCUGGCUGACCUUUUAGAUAGCACUCUAUGGAACAGAAGGCUUGGCCCUUCCUCUGAAAGGAUUGUUUAUGCAUUGGUUCAACAGAUAUUCCACGGCAUAAGAGAAUAUUUUCUGGCAUCGGCGGAGUUAAAGUUCAACUGUUUUCUUCUGAUGCCUGUUGUUGACAAGUUGCCUGCACUUCUUCGGGAAGACUUAGAAUCUGCAUUUGAAGAAGAUGUAGAAAAUGUAUUUGAUAUCACUAAUCUGCAGCAUUCAUUGGGGAAGCAGAAGCGGGAAGCAGAAAUAGAGUUGAAACGGAUUCAAAGACUUAAAGAGAAAUUUAGGCAAAUUCAUGAGCACCUUAAUUCAAAUCAAGCCAUGUUGAGGGUGUGA
Messenger RNA from Fraxinus pennsylvanica, 2313 nucleotides. The record is from the annotation of a GenBank genome assembly. Lineage: Eukaryota; Viridiplantae; Streptophyta; Magnoliopsida; Lamiales; Oleaceae.